Paramisgurnus dabryanus is the source of this 1182-nucleotide messenger RNA. RefSeq lists its product as uncharacterized. The record is from RefSeq and is a predicted model, not a curated record. Lineage: Eukaryota; Metazoa; Chordata; Actinopteri; Cypriniformes; Cobitidae. Gene Ontology annotation, biological process: response to bacterium.
UUCUAUUGUCUGCUCCAAUUUCGCAGGGCAUUGAUGUUCAUCUUCCAACUGAUUCCUACUUCAGAUAAACCAAUCCAGAGAUGAUAAAUAUUAUAGUUUGUUUGUUUCUCUUUCCAAUAAGCCUAACUGCAAUGCAGUUAGAUAACAGAACUCUGUUUGCUAAACUUGGAGAUACUAUUUACAUUCCUUGCUUUUACCAUAGCCAAAUGGCCAUGCACUUCUCUUGGUACAAGCAUGAACUUGGGCAGAAUCCCAGGCUUAUCUUCACCAUUUAUAAGUAUGAUCAGAAAGCUACAUUUUACCACGAUUUCAGGGAUAGUUCACGCUUUUCCAUGCUGUCUGAUAAAGGUCUGUAUCAGUUGGUGAUAAGAAACCUUCAGUUCUCAGACUCCGCAAUAUACUACUGUGGAAGCUCAUAUUCCAAUGUACUGGAAUUUAUCCAGGGGACAGAGUUAAUAGUUCAAGAAGUAUACACAUACACUGCUAUUCAACAACACGCUUUACAUCCAUUUGACCUUGGAGAGUUAGUAAGUCUGCAGUGCACAGUUCUCAAUCAGAGUUGUUUGGGAAACCACAGUGUCUACUGGCUCAUAAACACAUCGGAACCAAGAAUUAUUAAGGUGCAUGGACUAAGUAAUGCUCAGUGUGAGUGGAGCUCUGAUGCUGGUUACAGAGAACGUAAAUGUGUCUACAGCUUAUCAAAAAAGGACCUCAGCCUUUCUGAAUCAGGAACUCACUACUGUGCUGUUUUUGCAUGUGGGGAGAUUUUAUUUUUUAAUAGUACAAGACCACUUUUUACAGGUGAUGAUUCCACAGAACUGAUUUCUACCAUUGUUCUUCUUUCCAUUGUAAGAACACUACUCUUUUUAAUCGUUAUUGCCACAAUUACAUUGUGGUACUGCAUGCAUUCCAAAAGAAUUGCAAGAGCUAGUUUUUCUCCACCAAGUGGCAAGACUUUUAGAGAGGGACCUGGUGGACAAUAAUAAGAUAAUCUAUAGAUAAUUUAUGAAAUCAACUUUAAUUUCCAUCAACUAUACCAUAUAUCAAUACAACUAAUAAAUGCAAUGCCUGUGAUUGCUACAUGUAUCAUUAUUUGAAAAGGCUUAACUUUUGUUGAUUAAAAAUAUUAAAAAUAAAUACAUUUCAAAUGUAUAAAAAUGUGUCUCGAAAUUGCAUAUUAAA